UUUUCCCUUGGGAUCAACUACAAAGACUGGAAGUUCAGGUUGGGAGUGCAUCUUUUUUAAGGGAUAGGUAUCACAGGUACGCAUCAGUGAGGGCAAUAAUAAUAAUAAUUGAUAAGGCAGAGCGAGGCACCGGUGCUGCCCUGCUCCCUUCCCCAAUGCCCCCAGUACAAUAACACCAACCGAGUCUCCUCGUAUUUAUAUCCCUGCAUGUCUGUGUGUGGCCUUCGCCGCAUUCAUCAUUUGGCUCCCACUGCAGAACUCGCUCCAUUUUUAAAAUUAUGCAUGAUACACUGAAGAGACAAUUUGGGUUUCCCCCACCUCUCCCUUGCCCUUGAAGAAAGCAAGCCCUUGUCUCAUUUGCAUUUGCAUUAAAACCCUGCUCUCUAUAAGCUAAGCAAAGGGGAAGGACUUGAAGCCUAUGGGAUGGCUUUAGGGCUCUGCCCCUUGCUUUUGGCUCUCUCUCUCUCUCUUUCUCAUUCUCUCUCGUGCUUUGAUCUCUGCUUAACAACAGUAACGUCACAGGGACUAUACAGGAGAGUUUUGUUGGAAGUUAGAAAGUUUUGCAGCCUCCAGAGGGCUGUAGCGGCAGUAGCAGAAGCAGCAUCCAAGGGACUCCUGGAAGGGGAAGAGAGGGAGCGAGCGAGCGACUGACUCAGUCCUGCUGCAGAAAACUGACUCGAGACGACGGAGGCAGACAUGGAACAUCAGCUGCUGUGCUGCGAGGUGGAGACCAUCCGACGAGCCUACCUAGAUGCCAACCUCCUCAAUGACAGGGUGCUGCAGACAAUGCUGAAGGCGGAGGAGACCUGCUCGCCCUCCGUCUCCUACUUCAAGUGCGUGCAGAAAGAAAUCUUGCCAUAUAUGAGGAAAAUAGUUGCCACUUGGAUGCUGGAGGUUUGCGAGGAGCAGAAGUGCGAAGAGGAAGUUUUCCCCUUGGCUAUGAAUUAUUUGGACAGAUUUUUGUCUUUCGAACCCCUCAAGAAAAGCCGAUUGCAAUUGCUCGGAGCUACCUGCAUGUUUGUGGCUUCAAAAAUGAAGGAAACUAUUCCUCUGACCGCAGAAAAACUGUGCAUUUAUACAGAUAACUCCAUUAGACCCGACGAAUUACUGCAAAUGGAGCUGCUUCUGGUGAAUAAGCUGAAAUGGAAUCUGGCUGCAAUGACCCCCCACGAUUUCAUUGAACAUUUCCUUACUAAAAUGCCUCUGGCAGAGGACACCAAGCAGAUCAUCCGUAAACAUGCUCAGACUUUUGUGGCUCUGUGCGCUACAGAUAUUAAAUUUAUUUCAAACCCACCUUCCAUGAUCGCAGCUGGCAGUGUGGUAGCAGCUGUGCAAGGCCUGCAUCUGGGGAACACUAACACUUUCCUCUCCUAUCAAUGCCUCACACAUUUCCUAUCACAAGUUAUCAAAUGUGAUCCGGAUUGUUUACGAGCCUGCCAAGAACAGAUUGAAUCCCUCCUUGAAUCCAGUCUACGCCAGGCACAGCAGCACAAUGUAUCUUCAGAAACAAAGACUGUAGAGGACGAAGCAGACCUUUCCUGCACACCUACUGAUGUGCGAGAUGUGAACAUUUAAGAGGACUACUUCUAAUGGGUUUGCUUGGCGACAAAAGCAGACAAAGAAAGGGCAUCUGAGAAGGAAUCAGCAUCAGGAUCUCCCCCCCAGAAACCCUUUUCUCCAGGACAUUUUUAUACCAGAAGGGAAAACCAGUCCAGUUAUAUUUUUUCUUGCUCUGUCUCCCUUCCAUCUGUGACUUCAAACAAACAAAUAAACAAAAAAUACCCCAAAAACUGUCUUAAAAAAAGAAAAAAAUAGUAUUUGCAUUACCCCCAGGGGUUUGUGCUACAAAAAUAGAGGAUUUUAUACAAUAAUAAUCAACUAGUUUUUAUAUUAAAGUGUUCUUGUCUGUAUGUUGUAAAAAUAGGCAUUAACACACAAAAUGUCUCCAGGGGAGGUAUUAGAUUUGAUUUCUUGCAUAUAAAACAACCUACCAACCAUUUUUAAAGUAGAAGAGGUUUUUUUUUUUUUUAGAUAGUAAAUGAAAUAUUCUUUUUUCUUUAAAAAGCAUAGCUUUAACGCAGUUCUAGGCUUUUCUGUAUCUUGCUUGCUUAUGCAUUUAGUCACUUUAUAAUUCAUCUGUAAAUGUUUAUUUUAUUUCCUUAGUUUUUUUUUAUCCUCUUCACCUUAUAAAUGGUUAACGUAACCCAUAAGUUAGUGUAUGUUAGUAUGCAGCAUUAUGAUAUGUUAAUCUUUCUUUUGUGCCUGUGGAUUGCCUGUGCAUAAGGCAUUUGUAGGGUUUCAGCUUAGCAUUGUUGGGAAAGGCCAAUGUACUACUCGUACGAUACUCUAUUAUAAAGAGAAACCGAAAUAGUGACAUAAUAUAUUAUAUUUUUGUAAUCUUCAUAUUUUUGUAGUUACCUGUGUAAAAAUGCUGGUCUGACCCCACAGAUAUUCAGCCUAAUUAUGGUCAGGUUCAAUCCACAGUUCAGUCUUUUUUUUUUUUUGUUUGUAAUAUUCUAAAACCAUUCCAUUCAAAGCACUUUCAGUCCAUUAGAUAUAGGAAAUACAUUCUUUUAUUGUGUGGGAUUUUUUUUUUUUUUAAUGGAAUGGUUUGGAAAUAUAUAAGUGCUUGUUCGCAAACUUGGAAUUGCAAAGCAAGUGCGUUUAACUAUGGUGUUAGAGGAGAGGUGAUUUCUUUUUCCGAAGGUUGCGUUCCAGUGAGAGAAAACUCAUUCACAGAUUGCCAGGAUAUUUUCCUAUCCUUUUCUAUAGAAAAGUUGAAGUUUAGAAAUCCUUUGGUGCCAACUCAUCUUUAUAAAUUAGGGGCCUUAAAGGUUCACAUAUAGGACACAUAGUUUAAGGAUUGUCGCUAGAUGUUUUACAACUGAAGGUUUUUAAACACUAAAAUAUAUAAUUUAUAGUUAAGGCUAAAAAAGAAUAUUUAUUGCAGAGGAUGUUCAUAAGGCCAGUAUGAUUUGUAAAAUAAUGCAAUCGCCCCUUUUUAAAAAAAAAUCUUUCCACCCUUGAUGUUGCAGUUUCAACACAGCUUAUUAAAGAAAAAAAGGACACGCUUCAAAGAACAAACCCAAAACAAAGCAGUCUGUUUGGCCCCUUCCUAUACAUUUUUUCAAAAGCAGUCUAACCAUGAAAACGCCAUAGUUAAUAGAUAUGAAAAUUGGAGUACUUGAAAGAAGUUCUUAUUCCAGUAUAUGCCCCAUUUUUUUAUUUAGCUACAAAUAGAAAAUUUGCACAUCUUGGCUAUGUAUCUUUUUAUUAUUAUUUUAGAAAGUAGCUGAAGGGACGUGGACAUAGCUGUUGAAGUUGAUGCUCGAGGAGAAUGUGAUGGUGAAACGUAUGUGAGAAAACUGCCGCUAAGGUGUUGAUUGUAAAAAAAAAAACCCAACAAAAAAAACCAGCAAAAAAAUGAAAAAGGAAAAAAAAUUAAAAAUGAAAAAGAAGAAAAAAGAGAAAAGAAAAGGAGUGGAUGCUCCAUUUUUAUUGAGCUGCUAUGGAUAAAUUCCCAGCAUGGUUUGAAAAAAAAAAUUAACAUUGCUUUUCUGUAUCUUUGUCAUUGUGUUUUGCUGCUAUUUUGUGGAUCAGUUUUUUUUUUUGUUAUACAAUGUCAUAUACUGCCAUGUUAUAGGUUUUAAUUUUCUCAUAGAAAAUUAUAUUAUUGACAUCAUUUUUUUGUAGAUUUUUUAUGUGAUCAAUUUUUACUUAAUGUGAUUACUGCUCUAUUCCAAAAAGGCUCCUGUUUCACAAUACCUCAUACUUCAGUUAACCAUGUCUAGACCAGGUUUUAAUGUUUGUACACAGUGCCUCAUAGUUCUACUGCAAGCGGAAAUGCAUCGAACGUUAUUCUGAAUGGGUCUCGCGAUUUGCAACUAGGUUGCAUUAAUUUAAAAACAGCAGACAUUUCAGAAGAUCAAGUAAUGUCAUUUUUUUUUUUGUAAUGCAUUUUAUAAAGCUGGAUUCUUUGUCUGAUCUGGGGUUUAUUAUCAUAGUAGUUUUAAGCUGUGUUAUUAGCCACAUUGAUAUAUGAAAGGUGCAUUAUAAUAUAACUCUUGUAUGCCACCUGAUGUGGUUUCCCAUCAGUUUGGGACACAUCAUUUGGUAUGAUAGGUUAUCGUCUGGAACUCUAAGUAUUUUGUGUGUUUAAUCUGUUAUGAUAUACUAGGGUUUUUUUUUUUUUUUUUUUUUUGUUUUUUUAUUUUGUUUUUUUUUUUUUAAUUAUAGCAUAAUGCUAAUUUAAAAAGCCUGUAAAUCUCAUCAAUAAGCCAGCUAACGGAGUUGUAUGCUCAAGAAUAAUCUAGCUGUUGCCUGUAUGCUGCUAAACCAAAACAGAAUUAGAACUCAUUUUGAGGCAAAUGCAGUUAAGAUCCUACUUAGUGCAUAAAUAAAGCAUUGCAAUGCUACUAGCAGUCGCAGGACCCAGGAGGACUGGAUACAUUCUGUCCAAACUUCAGGAACAUUUCUUACUGCUUACCUCAUAAAACACUUCUGUUUGUGGCAUCUCUGUGUCUCUGAACCAAACGUGAUAAUUAUUGAGUUAGUCCUUGUGGGUUAUAUUUUGUGUUACACUGAGCGGCAGUGCGUACUGCAAAUUUCUUUAAAAUAUUCUGUGUACUAAAAGGCCAAAUCCAGAGUAAGUGGGUUCACGUGCCAACAGAGAUGCUUUAUUUGUCACAUUAUUAUAACAAUCUGUAGUAAGCAAGCAAUUCAGAUUUGUACAUUUUUAUAUUGUACUUACUGGCAUCACUGGUCUGAAAUGCACAUUUUCACCAACAGACCUGUAACAGACAAGUUUCCAGCAAAAAAAAAACUAAAGUCUAGAAAUAAAAUUGUUAAAACCCAGUGGCUGCUUGUUGUCAUCUUUUUAUUUUCUUUUUCCUUUUUAAAUUCACGAAUGCUGAAUGGUCGUAACUAACAGAUGCAAUGAGUAAACCAUGACAUUUGUGGGUUUGACUCUGUGUUUUAAUAGCUGCAAUGCUGAAAACCUUUUGUCGUUAUUUUAGGAAACUGAAGGCAUUUUUAGCAAGAGGUAGGCGAUUGCCUCUCACAGUAAAGUGUAUUUUUAAAUAAGCAAAAUAUUUUUUUUUCCUGAAGACUCUUUUAAAAACAUGGCCAUUCCUCAGAGUAAAACCCCAUUUGGUGAUUCUUUUCAGUAAAAGAUAAAGCAGGUGUUGGAUGGUACAGAAUGCUUGCUUGCAUUUGUCAGUGUAAGGUUUUGUGUCCUAGAAUUCCUUGACAGAAAAUCUUUUGUGUCUUACUAUUGUAUUGCUAAGAUAAUAAGGAAUAAGCCAGAAAAAUAUAAAAACCUACUAAAAACAAGUAAUAAAGAACUGGGAAGUACAGAAGUGAUAGAUGGUCACAUUCCAAAACCUCUCUGAAAACUGGGAAUGCACAUUAUCAAUUAUUACAAGAGUGGAACAUGGCAGAAACAGCUUACUCGUAGUGGAGAAUGGUCAAACUUCUAGUCUAUAUGUUUGACUAUUUACCCUAUGAAACCAUUUCUGCCUUAAAAAAAACAAUUCAGUCAAUGUGAAAUGUCAAGUGUUUGUCUCUCCUGUUGCAAAUUAGAAAUCCAGUACCUGCUGCCUGAGUUUCUCACUGACUAAACUCCACGUUACAACUGAUUCUCUGCAGUGAGUAAAGGAAAUGAGAAAUGAAACUCCCAAGUUAACAUUGAACGUGUCAGUUAUAGCCUAGUGCAAAAUCAGUUUUAGUGCAGUUACCAGUAGGUCGGAAACAAUUUGCAUCAGAAGAAUCCCAGUAGAGCUUCUAUUAGCUUGUCAGCUUCCCAGUCACUUCAGACAGAAACCUGAACCACAUGGCCUACCAUAAAAUCCGAGGUCAGGCAGGUGAAGUCAUAUCAGUACGUAGUGUGAUGUGUAAUCUUUUCCAUUCAAAGUGGGUAGCUCCUCGAUACUAUCAGGCUAUGCUAACAAGCCACUGAGGAAGAUUCAUAUAGCAAUGAAAGAGGAUCUAAACUAGAUUCACAGUACAGAUCAAGCCAAAGCUUAAACUGGACUCCCUGAAAAACAACUCAUUAUUUCCACAUAGACCUUUUAUCAGUUUUCUGCAAAAAUUCAGCUUAUUUAGAGAGAAAGAAAAAGAGAGGCGUGGAAAAGAAAGGCUUGCUUUUCUAACACUGGUGGCUAACCCCUCUGAUUUUAAUGUUUUAAAACUGAGUGUAGGCAUACUUAUAAAAUCUUGACUUGGAACAAAAAACCUUUUUGCUGAAAGAAUUCAGUGAGUAAACCUGUGUUUUGUUGAACACGUUAAGUGUGUUUUGCCUUUCCUGUAUGUUUUAUAAACUCAAACCAACUGAAGUCUUCUGUGGUUUAAGUAGGUUUAUGCCCACGUAGCUUGUUAUUUACAUUUUCUUUCUCUCAAACAUCAUCUCUGAAUGCAGACAACUAAAUUUGAAUGUUGGGUGAACUAUGCCAGUAUUAUUCAUGUUGCAAAAGGCAGAAAGACAAGAAUGUAGCAAGAAAAACAAUCUACUAUAGGCUGUGAAAAAUAUGCAUGUUCAGCUAGGCUAUGCUGUAGCUUAUUAAAGGGAAAAAUACUGUAUUUUCUUACAUCGGAUUGAGAAGUGCACACAGAAAAGCCUCCAAAACUCCUCUUCAUUUCCAUUGCUGAAUUCAGAUUGAUUGACAAACUUGGACUUUUAUGAACACUUAAAUUCAGAUACUCUUUAUUAAAGAAUAAACAAGAUCUGUUAAAUGUAAAAACUCCAAAUUCAUUUACAUUCAAGUAUAUCUGGCAUUUUAAGAGACAGAAAACUCCAGCAGAUAAAGGAGAAAGUGAAGCUUGGAGCUAUUGUUUCAAAGGUGUCAUAGGAAUGACAGAGACAUGUGGGUUAGAUACUCUGAUAAAGAUUCCUGGCAACGUCACUGAAAAGCUACAAUGGGACAAAGGCAGUCCUGCCAGCAUUGCUUUAUGGGAAAUGUAUAUCUUCAGUCAUACAUAGUAUUUUUAUGAUCCCACAAAUAUAAUUGAUAAUAGUAAUUGCCUGGGCAUGGCAAACAGAGAUUCCCAUCUGGCUUUUGACUAAGUUCCACACAGUUUUCCAAGCAAGUGAUGAGAAAGGGAUUGCAAAUUAGUCUACUGGAUUGCAUUGAUAAUGUGAGACUUGCCAGAUUUCUGAUUUUACUCUUUAGAGUCAAGAAGUAUGAAUUUCGGAGCAAGGCAGAAGUUACCCUUUUGUUUCUUCAAUGUGAUAGACACUUAAGAAGGAAACCAAAAAUAGUUUCUUGCUGAUGCCAUUAGCAUCUCCAGAGCCCUACUUACAUCUGUCCUACUUUUUGCAUGUAUGAAGACCAUGUAUUAAAAAGUCUCCU
This is a messenger RNA of Cuculus canorus (common cuckoo), 7346 nucleotides long. It is a transcript of the gene CCND1, whose product is annotated as cyclin D1. The record is from RefSeq and is a predicted model, not a curated record. The transcript is spliced from 5 exons. The coding region runs from base 697 to 1575 and encodes 292 amino acids. NCBI's taxonomy places the organism in Eukaryota, Metazoa, Chordata, Aves, Cuculiformes, Cuculidae. Gene Ontology annotation, molecular function: cyclin-dependent protein serine/threonine kinase regulator activity. Gene Ontology annotation, cellular component: nucleus; cyclin-dependent protein kinase holoenzyme complex; cytoplasm. Gene Ontology annotation, biological process: regulation of cyclin-dependent protein serine/threonine kinase activity; positive regulation of G1/S transition of mitotic cell cycle; mitotic cell cycle phase transition.